Momordica charantia (bitter melon) is the source of this 1656-nucleotide messenger RNA. RefSeq names its product vesicle-associated protein 2-2. Lineage: Eukaryota; Viridiplantae; Streptophyta; Magnoliopsida; Cucurbitales; Cucurbitaceae. The record is from RefSeq and is a predicted model, not a curated record. Gene Ontology annotation, biological process: endoplasmic reticulum membrane organization. Gene Ontology annotation, cellular component: plasma membrane; endoplasmic reticulum membrane.
UUUUCUCCAUUUUCGCCUUCAAGCUUUAACUUCUCCUCAUCCUCUGCUUCAAUUUCCGUUCAUUCUUCUCUCUUCCGCCUCUGAGCUUAGAUCUCUACAACAAAUUCUCCAUACUCGCGCCUCCAAGUUCGAGUUCAAUCGCUUCAAGUGGAGCUUGCUUUUCUGCAAUGGCAUUUUUAGAAAUUGAUCGUUUGUUAAGUGGAUAGAGCCAUGACUAUGGAGCUUUUCAAAAUUCAACCAGGCGAACUCAAAUUUACUUUUGAGUUGAAGAAGCAAAGUUCAUGCUUGAUACAUCUUAUCAAUAAGUCUGAUCAAUUUAUUGCUUUCAAGGUAAAAACUACAUCUCCCAAGAAGUACUGUGUGCGACCCAAUACUGGCAUCAUUAAGCCCAAAGAUACGUGUGAUUUCACAGUCACCAUGCUAGCUCAGCGUGCAGCCCCACCUGAUAUGCAAUGUAAGGACAAGUUCCUGGUCCAAGGCACGGUCAUCCUCCCUGGAACAUCUGAAGAGGACAUCACAUCUGACGUGUUUGCAAAGGAUAGCAGCAAGCACAUUGAAGAGAAGAAGCUGAAGGUUUUUCUAGUAAGUGCAACACCACCUCCGGUUUUGUUACCAAUUAACGGAGAGUUGAAACAAGAUUCAAGUCAUGAAAUCUCCAUGCCAAAAGAUAGAAUGCAGAAUGGAGUUGAAAACAUACCUCCUAAUGAGGUUGCAAAAGAUGCCAAUGGACUUGAUACCUGUGAACACAUAGUUGAACUUAGACCAGUUGACCCUGUACAGUUAUCUCCACCUUAUAAGAAUCCUCGUGCUUGUGGCUUAAUAUUGCAUGGAAAGCUACAUAAGGUUGCUGAGGGAGUUGAGAAAGUUGAUGCUUGUAGAGAUUCAGAUGAGAACAGAGCAGCCGAGGAUGUUGCAAUGGAACAAAAUGAGGGUGUGGUAGCGGAACCAAUUGACAAUAUUGAAACAACACCAGACAGGGAAACUGAGGAAUUGAAACCAGUGAAGGAUGUGCCAGAGUUGAACUUAACUAAAGACUUUGAAGAACUGAAAUCAAAGUUAAUUAUCAUGGAUGCAGAACUACUAGAGGCUGAAGCUACCAUUAUGAGGCUGAAACAGGAGAGGAUGGUAACCACUCAAGAAAGGGAAAUGCUUAAGCGUGACUUGGAGACACUCAGAAAAACUGGCCAAAGAAGUAUCCAAGUAGGCUUCCCCUUGAUGUAUGUUGUGAUGGUUGCUUUCCUCAGUCUUGUUGUUGGAUACUUUAUCCAUCCCUAGCAGAAGCAGAACAAAGCAGUGGGGCCCCAUUAGGUACUUUUGAAUAUCUGUUCUUUUUAGACUAUGGACUUGGCUGCUGUAUAUGACUUGGUGUGUGCUUUUCUAUAAUCAUAUGUAAAGCAUUUUUUUUAGAAUCUAUAUUAGAAAUAAGGAGAAGAGUCUAUAAGAGCUAUAGAUACGAAUGUCUAACCAAUUGAUCUGCUCGGGUCUGACAUGUACAAAGAUGUUGAGUCUUUCUUAUUUCUUCUUUUUGGGUGUUUUGGUAUUCUAUUUCUAUCUCGAAUGUCCAAUGUAGGCCGAACGAAAAAAUAAAAAUACUUGGGAAGAAAAUAAGAUAUAUGUAUGAUAUUGGAGAAACUUAGCAUUUGCAUUUACAACUUA